This is a messenger RNA of Erpetoichthys calabaricus (reedfish), 4001 nucleotides long. Its product is annotated as V-type proton ATPase subunit G 2-like. Gene Ontology annotation, biological process: proton transmembrane transport. Bases 100 to 456 code for a protein of 118 amino acids. Gene Ontology annotation, molecular function: proton-transporting ATPase activity, rotational mechanism. The record is from RefSeq and is a predicted model, not a curated record. Gene Ontology annotation, cellular component: vacuolar proton-transporting V-type ATPase complex. NCBI's taxonomy places the organism in Eukaryota, Metazoa, Chordata, Cladistia, Polypteriformes, Polypteridae. The transcript is spliced from 3 exons.
AACCUCACUCGUAGCUUCCAACCUCAUCAGCACAGAGGGAUGCAGAGGAAGACCGGAGAAGAUAAUAAAUCUUAAUAAAGAACUGCGAAUUAAAGGAAAAUGGCCAGCCAGUCCCAAGGCAUCCAACAGCUUUUGCAAGCAGAAAAGCGAGCCGCUGAGAAGGUCGCCGAAGCGAGAAAACGUAAGACCCGACGUUUGAAGCAAGCCAAAGAAGAAGCUCAAGCUGAGAUUGAACAGUACAGGACAGAAAGAGAAAGGGAGUUUCAGCAGAAGCAGCAAGCGGCUAUGGGCUCUCAAGGCAAUUUGUCCUCAGAGGUGGAGCAGCAGACGAAGAAGAAGAUCCAGACCAUGCAGACCAACUACCAACGUAACCGAGAGAAGAUGUUAAGGCAGCUGCUGACCCUGGUGUGCGAAAUCAAGCCAGAGAUUCACAACAAUUAUAAAAUCGGAGCAUAAGGAAGAGAAAGAAUAAGGCAGAGUGAAAGGGUGUGAGAUGGAGUGGAUGGAUGAAUCAGAAGAAAAUAUUUUAGGUUAGUCAGUUAAUAAGAACACUAGUCCAUUUUAUCAUCUUGAUAUUCAUUAGAGCAGGGUGUGGGACUGAGAGAACAGAUAACAAUAUAUGUAAAUAAGAUGGUGGUCGUGCUGUGUUUGCUGGAGUAUGACAGGGAGAAUAACAGAUGGGAAUGACUGAAGGUGGUGGUGGAAUGAGAGAUUAAUCAGCUGGCCAGAGAUCAGUAAGGCAGGACAUCUGUUUGUCUUCUGCAUCAUUGAAUUAGGUGAAGGGAUUGGGAAAAUCAAACUUCAACAUACUAAAUGCCCACCAUUGUGGUGGAUUAUUUUAAAAUCACUGAAUCUAAUUGCUGUUCAGGCCUACUGUAUACAUUGGGUUAAAUCAAUGCACCGCAGUAUGCUCAUAUUUACAAAUCAUAUUGUUUACUUGAAAAUUGUAUCAAAUUGGAAUCAUGUUUUAUGCUUAAUCAGAGUUUUCUUUGUCAAAUACAAAUUAAUGAAGCCAGUUUCGGGAUGAAGAGAACACCUUUAAUGACAUGUGCGUGGAGUCACUAGCAGUAAACCAACAAGGAGAUGACUGAAUGACAGCUGUUGAUUACACUUCUUAAAUACAGUUAAUUACAGGAGUAUGUGAUCAGUGGGCAUUUCUCAUCUCCAUGCAAGUUAAUGAUGAAUAGACCCUUGGAGUUGUAACAUCUGUUACUCUUACUUGAACAGGUUCUUUAUCAAUGCUUAACCUUGUACUUGUAGUGGCAGUUCAGCACAGCCUGAGACUGGGUCACAGAUCACAGGGCUUCAGUGAAAAUGCCUAGUGGUAAGGGCAAAAGCUAAUAAUACAAAGGUUAUAAUAAUCAAUAUAAUAAUCAAAUAAUGAAAAUCAGAUUUAAUAGUAAGAAUCAUCUCCUGACAGUUUUCAUAUAUAUCUUUAAGUCGCCUUUAGGAAUUUUAUGAGGGGAUCAAGAAGAAGGACAGCCCCAAUUACACAAUCUCUUUUUACUUCAAUGAGGCCUCUACCCAUUUGCCGAUGUUUUCUGGGUGCUCCUCUCCAUCUCCAGUCACCAUCUCUCAUGGAUUAAGAGGAAAUCAUACAGCAUUAGUGCCUCUGCAGGCUGAUCCUCCCCGACAAUGAUGGUGUCUGUUUUGUCUUGGUAGAGUAAUAUAUUGCUCUACUUUCCCCUAUUGUAUUAUUAAUAGGUAGCCUUAGAAUACCUAAUCUCACAGACUUACCACUGUGUAUAAGAUAUUAUUGUAUAUAACUUAUCCCCACCUUCCCUUCUAUAUCUAUAACCUCAGGCAAUAAGAUGUAGUAAAAAGACAAUCAGGAAUUAAGUUACACAUAAAAUAAUGUAUUACUGAUAAUAUUCAUAAAUAAUAACAAAAUGCAAAGUACAUUUGAAUAUUGGCAACCAUACAACCUGAUUAAAUGGUGAUAUGUAGUUCAGGCGGCACACAGACUUGUAGUUACUUAAAAUGUCUCUAGUUAAGGCAUCAUUGGUGCUCAGCUUUCUUCAGAACAGGCCUUAAGCCUGGUCAAUAUGGCUGCUGAGUUGUGCUCUUCAUUGUGUUGUCUUCAUCAUCACAGGUUAGCAAGAGAGAGAUUGUGAGGUUAAACACGUACAUUUAUAGAUGUUCUGUCCAACCCCUACAGCCAAUACGACAUCAUGGUACUUAAAAGCUUCUGAUCCAAGCCAAUUCCAAACAGCCAUACUUCAGACCAAUGGGGGAAAUAGAACAUCUUAACACCUGCCCCCAAACCAUAUGUUAACGGAACCUGGGUUUCUUGCGGGGGAUGAAAGACUUUAUUUAGCAAAGAAACACUCGCCAAACUGGUUUAAGGCACAUCCUCACCCAACUCUGUCGUAAAAUUCAAAGAGACUCAGUCGUUUUUGGGGGGUGGGGGGGGGGGGGGUGGUGGGGUGUUGGAUAGUAAACACUAAAUUACAUUGCUUUGCCUAAAUUACAAAUAAAGACAUACAAAAUAUUUAUCAAGUUAUAUGCAAAAUGUCACAUCACAACAGCGUCUAUUACAGUUUAAAAUAAUCAUACCCAGUUCUGAAGUUACCACAAUUAUUCGAAAUUAGUCACAUUAGUGAAAUAUAUAUACACAUAUAAUCAGAUCUUUUUGCAGGUAUUCAGUGGCAGACACGAUUGUUUUACUUUCACAUCUCCCAUUUCUCUACUUCCAAAAUUGCGUGGGUAAUAUGGGAGUUUCUCCUACAAUUGACUCCCAUGAUUGGUUCCUGUCAAGAUGGAUAGACUCUAGCUAACCUGAUCCAGUAAUGGAACAAUAAGGUUAAGAAAACGGAUAGAUAAUAUGGAAAAGAAACGAUUCAAAGAGAUUGAGUGUUUGUGUUGCAAAGUGUUGUUGACAGUCAGUUCCUGCAUGAUGCUGUGUUACAAAUCUUACAUAGUGAAAUACUGUAUCUGUACUGUAAUGUACUGUGUGUACUUUUUUCUGUCCAAACCAUGAUGUGAAAUCAAAACACUUGGAACAUUCUCUUACAAGAUUUGUUUCUUUUAUUAUGACUGCUGCACAUGCUCAUGUACUUGGAAUGAGAGACAAGAGUAAAAAUACUGCUAAACACUUUGAAUCUCCAGUAGUAAAAACACAUGUGGGAGGCACAGAUUGUCAGAAAGCUAAAAUUCUCUGCUUCUUGUCACCAAAUUCCAGAUCUUUCACCUGUUUCCUUUAAUUUUCUAUCCAUUCCUCCUGUUCUAGUGUCUUUUGCCACACAUUAUUAACGUUGAGAAAGACCAACUCAUUAUUAUUUUUUCAAGUGUGCCACAUUAUUUUCCAAAAAUCUAAAGUACCAGCAAACAUUAUCAAAAAGUCCAUUAAAUUUUUUUUGCACAGUAUUUCUGUAGUAUAAUUCUCACUUCAAAUCAUCAAGUCAUAUGCUCACAACAUUCCAUAUACAUUUAAUUAAAAUAUUGUAAACUUAUUCACUUAAGGAAAAUGCCCUCUUGAGCAAAAAUGGAACACUUUGAGAUAAUUGAACAUUGACACCUAUUCAGCAUUCAGAUAGAGGCUGAAAACAGAUUUGUUUAGUCAGGCAUAUAAAUAUUCGCAAAAUCAAUUACUGUAUAUAUUUUUUCUUUUAAUCUUUCCUUUUAAACGUACUAUAGCAUUAUUUUUUAAUUUAUGUAAGGCAACAUGGACAAUGUUAAUUUAAUUCAUAUCUUUUUAACUUUAUUUAUUUUUGUAUCUGGUGCAGGCUCAAGGUGAUUUGGUUUACGUUUAUAAGUUUAAUGUAGUGCAAGAAAAUCUUCACCACUGGCAUCUUAGACUUUCUUAUUGGUGGUGAAGGCCCAGAGAUUUGUAAAGCUGCUCUGUGAUGAUACCAGAUAUAAAAUGCAAUACGUAUUGUAAAUAAAAUGUGAUUGGUGGACUUGCUCCAUAUUUUGGGAAGGCAGAUGUUUGGUCUGGACAGGCUCUGGUCCCGGAUGACACUGACAACACUGGAUUGAAUUAAAGAGAGUCUGGAAAAUGA